Messenger RNA from Caenorhabditis briggsae, 264 nucleotides. The transcript has 3 exons. NCBI's taxonomy places the organism in Eukaryota, Metazoa, Nematoda, Chromadorea, Rhabditida, Rhabditidae. The record is from RefSeq and is a predicted model, not a curated record. The coding region runs from base 1 to 264 and encodes 87 amino acids.
AUGCAAUCCUCCAUCCUGAUCCUCCUCUGCCUUGUCUCCAUCGCUGCCGCCUGCCCAGGACUCUUCGGAAUGGGAGAGCUUCAGAACAUGCAAUCAACAUCUGUGGACUCUUCAAAAGCAGUCAACGGAGCAUUGGAGGCCAAGCAGCUCAAUAGAUUUGUCGUUGUGUGCUCUGAGACCCCAUUUGUGUUCACCGUACGUGCCGACACCGCCUACUGUGGUGCCACCAAAAAUGGCCACAACUGUCAUGCGUUUGCCAUGUAA